AUGACUUCUUUAAUCACCGCUUUCACUCCAGCGCCUUCCUGCUUUGCGCCGACUUAUACGGUUGCUCCAAGUGGCAAUGAUACCGUCGCCAACUUAACGGCUAUCCGUGGCUAUGCCACUGAAUGCAUGCCUUCUCCACCACAGGCGACGGGAUAUCCGACGAUACAUGCGGUGAAUUGUUUCCCUGGGUACCAUCAGGUCGCUGGAAGCCUCGGCCGUGAUGAGAGUUCUACGUAUGGAACCUGCUGUCCAUCGGGAAUGACGAUCCAUAGCACAGCGUCCCAAAUGUGCUCCAGCAUCACCGGGUACAACUCUGUUACCGUCGUCAACGCAACGCAAACAUCCGCUGUGCAUGCAAACUUCUUAGUCGCACCCGCCAUGGUAAUGGCAUGGAACUCGCAGGACUUGGUUGGAUUGACAGCUUCGAGAUCGGUGGAGGUCAUCCCGUCUCCAACAGGCCAGUCUGUCGAGACUGGGGCCGAUCACCUCCCAAAAGCAGACACUGUCCGAUACAAAGUCGUCCUAGCCAUUUGCGUUGCUAUUGGAUGUCUCGUCGGUAUUGGACUCGUUGCAGCCCUGAUUGCGUUUGUCUUGGCCAGGAGAAGACAGCGAAUGGCUGCUGCAGCUGCAGCCAAAGAUAUGCCGCCAGCGUAUGAAGCGAGGAGCAGCGAGAGUAGCGAAGAACUUCCAGGGUACUUGGCUGGUGCGAGGGAGGAGAAGUUUGAUGUCAAAUGA
Molecule: messenger RNA, 735 nt
Organism: Zasmidium cellare ATCC 36951
Lineage: Eukaryota; Fungi; Ascomycota; Dothideomycetes; Mycosphaerellales; Mycosphaerellaceae
Exons: 2
Coding region: 1-735 (244 amino acids)
Source: RefSeq, a predicted model, not a curated record